GUUCCUGAACUAACUCAUCCUCGUCCAUCUGCACCAAUCUCCAUUGCUGUCGAUGCCUCAGAUUCUCACGUUGGCGCCGUGCUACAACAGAGGAUUCAGGAUGCCUGGGCUCCGUUGUCAUUUUUCUCCAGGAAGUUGUCAGAAGCUGAGAAGAAAUACUCCGCCUUUGACAGAGAGCUCUUGGCUGCCUAUCUGUCCAUCAGACAUUUCCGCUUCAUGUUAGAAGGAGUUCUCCGCCCUGGACGAGUAGACAGCAGAGACAUCUGACCUACAUUGCAGAAUUUACAAGUUCCAUUGUGCACGUGCCUGGCCUGGAGAACAUUAAAUAGAUAAAGAUGGAUGCGACCAGUUAAAUCUUUUCGAGAUCAACAAUUUUAAGGAGGAUGGAAAACCGGUGUUGAGGCUUGUCCAGGAGCAUAAUGCAAUAUUCUCCUGCAUGGGAAACUAAACAUAAACCAGUUUUCACGCAAUCAAGAUUCUCUGACAAUAACAAAUAGGAAUAAGAAACAAUGAAAACCUAAAAUCCCUACAGUGUCCACUGCUGUACAGUUUUUGAAAAGCGCGCCAGAGCUGAGAUUGCCGCGUGAAUAAACAUGAAUUAUGGCGCUAAAUCUACGUGCUAAAGUGAAGACGAGAAAAAAACAAUAAGGCACAUCACAGUGAUUCGAGUAUGAAGAUGGUUCUAAUUCCUUUCAUCUUCUUAUUCCUCGACACUGGAUGGUCCCUCCAACAGCAGAGAGGACGGCAAGGUCUAAUUAACUAUAGAGAAGAGGAGAAGAAGAUUCUAGAUGAAAUCCUUGGGAAGGGAGUUUAUGACAAUAGAAUCAGGCCUUCAGGGACAAAUGGAACAGAUGAUGCUACCCUCAUCAUGGUUGAUCUGUACGUGAGAAGCUUUGCUAAGAUCGACGAUGUCAAGAUGGAAUACAGUUGCAACCUUACAAAAUUGCAACAACAAAAAUUCCACAAUUGUAAUUAUAAUAUAUUUUAAUAUUGUUUAGAUCGGAUAAAAUAUUUGACUAUGACGGAUGCCCGGAAAGUUUGGAUGCCAGAUACAUUCUUUAGAAAUGAGAAGGAGGGCAGAUUCCACAACAUUUUGGUCCCGAAUGUGUACAUAAGAAUAUUCCCAGAUGGCUAUGUACUCUACAGCAUAAGGGUUUCUUUAACCCUGGCCUGCCCUAUGAACCUGAAGCUGUACCCCCUGGAUCGGCAGAAGUGUUCUCUUAGGGUUGCCAGCUAUGGUUGGACUACUGAUGAUCUGAGGUACCAGUGGAAAACGGAUGGACCUGUACAGAUUGUCAAGGAUUUACAUCUACCAAGAUUCACCCUGGAAAAAUACGUAUCAGAUUAUUGUAAUAUAAAAACUAAUACCGGAGAGUAUAGUUGCUUGACCGUUGAUCUGACGUUUAAACGUGAGUUCUCCUACUACCUCCUCACUAUCUAUGUGCCCUGCUGUAUGCUGGUCAUCGUAUCCUGGGUCUCAUUCUGGCUGGAUCCUAAUGCUGUGCCAGCCAGGGUAUCCCUUGGUGUGACUACUCUACUGACCAUGUCGACCCAGCAGGCCAGCAUCAACAACUCCCUGCCCCCGGUAGCUUACACAAAGGCCAUAGACGUGUGGACCGGAGUUUGUAUUUUCUUCGUUUUCGGGGCCCUUCUAGAAUACGCACUGGUCAACUACGCUUCAAGAUCAGAUGCUAACCGGAUCCGGAAGCGUAAUGCCAAGAAGAAAAUAGAAUUUGACCGAGCUGCGUUUGAUGCCGAACAUAUGGAGGAACACAAUGGGGGAUCUUUUCCCAUGAAACCAAUGAUGCGACGAAGCGGUGACGCAUUAAUCCCUGGCGCAAACUUCCCGAUCAACAAUAUCCAUCAGUGCGAGAUCCACAUGAAGCCAAGGAAACGCCAGAACUUCCUCAUGGCCUGGCUCAACAAGUUUCCCUCCAGGGCCAAGAAGAUCGACGUUCUCUCCCGUGUAAUAUUCCCUUUAUCACCCCCACCCCCCUUCUCCCUUCCUUCCCUUUUAUACAUCUUUUCUUAA
Eurytemora carolleeae is the source of this 2032-nucleotide messenger RNA. RefSeq names its product glutamate-gated chloride channel-like (gene GluClalpha). Lineage: Eukaryota; Metazoa; Arthropoda; Copepoda; Calanoida; Temoridae. Gene Ontology annotation, biological process: nervous system process; chemical synaptic transmission; regulation of membrane potential. Gene Ontology annotation, cellular component: membrane; neuron projection; synapse. The record is from RefSeq and is a predicted model, not a curated record. Gene Ontology annotation, molecular function: neurotransmitter receptor activity; transmembrane signaling receptor activity; extracellular ligand-gated monoatomic ion channel activity. The transcript has 16 exons.